AUGAAUCGUCCAGAGAUAAUAGAUUUUAUUCAGAGUCAUGGUAAAGCUAAUGUCUUUAUGGGUAAUGAGUUGGAUUGCUCUCCUUCCGAGAAGAGGGCACUCGAUCAACAAACUGAAAGUUUACAGAGUAGAUACGCUGAGUUGAGCGAAGUGUUCAACGAUUCUAUCCACCAGAUUAAUACAAGGGGCAUUGAGGACUAUGAGAAGACCGUUAGUGCUUCUAAAGUUGUUCAAGAACAGUUGAAAGCAGGACUAGCAUCUACAAAGGACAGAAAAGAUGAACUUCUUCCAGCAAUUGAAAAGGAAUUAAAGGAUAGUAGACGUAAAAAAUACAAACUUGAAAGUCAACUUGAGACUCAGAUAGCAGCAUACGACAAAGAGAUGUUGGCACUACAGGAGGAAUAUGAGCAAAUGCUAAAGAAAUAUGAUGAAGAGAAUUUGCAACUUGAGGAUUACAAGAGCAGAAUUGUGGUCUUACGCCCGGAAUACGAGAAGGUGUUAGCUGAAAGUGUGACCGAAACGGAACAGCAAAAGGCCCUUGAGACAGGAGACACUGUCGUCACCAAGGCAACUAGCCCGAUUGCAACCUACAACAGCACCGCCGCCGCCCCCACCAAAAGGAAAGCGAAAGGUCGAGGUCGACGCUAA
This is a messenger RNA of Rodentolepis nana, 648 nucleotides long. The record is from the annotation of a GenBank genome assembly. Lineage: Eukaryota; Metazoa; Platyhelminthes; Cestoda; Cyclophyllidea; Hymenolepididae.